This is a messenger RNA of Aspergillus saccharolyticus JOP 1030-1, 1035 nucleotides long. RefSeq names its product alpha/beta-hydrolase. Gene Ontology annotation, molecular function: hydrolase activity. Lineage: Eukaryota; Fungi; Ascomycota; Eurotiomycetes; Eurotiales; Aspergillaceae. The transcript has 2 exons. Bases 1 to 1035 code for a protein of 344 amino acids. The record is from RefSeq and is a predicted model, not a curated record.
AUGCCCACGCUCCAACCCAGCGAAGCCAAACCCCCUAUACCCCCCCUCCCGAAAACCCUCCUCCCCCUCCCGCACCGAAUCUACUGCUUCCUCUGGCUCUGGGCCACCAAACUCCUCGUGACGCUCCACACGACGAUCACGAACCUGCUGCACCCACCCCCGCGCAGCACCAUGCCAACCCUAACCGUCCGCCUCCCGUCCCGCCCAACCCUGGAAGCCCGCAUCUUCUACCCGCCCAACUACACCGGGACCAACCCCCGGGGCCUCCUCCCGACCUACAUUGACCUGCACGGCGGGGGCUUUGCGGUGCACACCGCGCGCCUCGACGACGCGUUUUGCUCCCAGUGGAGCAAACUCACGGGGAUGUUGGUGAUCAGUCUGGAUUACCGCAAGAUCCCCCUCCACCCCUUCCCGACGGCGGUGUAUGAUCACCAGGGGCAGCACAACGCACCACAACCACCACCCCUCCUCCCCAUCGACUCCACCCGCCUCACCAUUGGCGGCUUCAGCGCCGGCGCCAACCUCGCCCUCGCCGUCACGCAACUGCCGGCCCUGCGACGGAAAUUCCGCGCGGCGAUUUGCUACUACCCCAUUGUGGAUUUCAGUCAUUCCCCGCCGGAUAAGAUGCACGCCCGUCCGUACCGGGACUACUGGCACGAUAACCUGGGGGACGCGGGGUGGUGGAUUGACUGGGGGUAUGUGCACCCCGGGCAGGAUCGACGGGAUCCGUUGCUGAGUCCGUGGUAUGCCGCCGCACAGGAUCUGCCGGAGAGGGUGUAUAUGGUGGCGGCGGAGUAUGAUUUGCUGCGGCUGGAGGCGCAGGAGAUGAUCCAUCGGUUGGCGGGGCUGGAGGACCGGGAGGAUAAGGAGGAGGGGUUCGAAAAAGAUGGGUACAAGUGGACUUUAGCCAAGGGGUGUCGACAUGGGUUUACCCAUGGGUUCUCUAGAGGGCGGAGAUCGAGGAGGGUGGAGGUGAGGGAGGAGAUUUGGAAAGAGGCGAGGGAUUGGUUAAGAAGAGGGGGGGUUUUGGAGUGA